AUGUCUGGCCUUUCCUCUUCCGGCUCAUUGAUUGGAUUCUCAAUCAUUAUUGUGUUCGUUAGUAUUUCAAACUUCUACCUUGACGGUGCCUUUUCCAUAAUCAGAGAUUAUAUUACCGCACCCCAUAAAGGCCCCAGUACUACAUCGCCAUAUUCCUCUAGCUGGAACACAUGGUUUAAUCCUUCCCACAGAACCUCCAAUUACAAUCCAUCAGUACCAGAAAGUGAUGGUUGGAACUUGUAUUACCACCUGGGCGGGUAUGGGCCUUGGAUCGAGAAACUUGACGGUCCUACACAGGACAUCAAACCACCAGCUGGAUGCCAUGUUGACCAAGUGCAUAUGAUGGCGCGCCAUGGGGAAAGAUACCCUACAAAGAAUGCCGGAAGCCGCCAUCUUGACCUUCUCGAGCGAAUUAAGGAAGCAAACGUCACCCUCAAUGGCUCGUUAUCGUUUCUUAACAAUUGGGAUUAUUUCACCAGUACUCCGGAGGAAGACUUUGAUCAAUUAACCAGAACUGGUCCUUACUCGGGCAUGCUAGGUGCAUUUACAACCGGAACGCGCCUCUUAACGCGGUACCAUCAUCUCCUAUCUUCCCAGUCCAACUUCACGUUCUGGGCAAGCGAUUGCCAGCGCGUCAUUCAAACAGCCCAGUAUUUCGCGCUCGGGCUACUUGGCUUGAACUGGGGGGACAUUGGGAGAGCCAAGCUCGAAAUCAUUCCAGAGACAUUCGACCGACGAGCGGAUACACUGACGCCCGGUGACACGUGCCUGAGAUACCUUGAGGACACUGAGAAUGGCCACGAUAAAGGAAUGAACAUGCUCGCUCUUUUCCAGCAGUCGUAUGCUCCAGCUAUAGCGGAACGACUGCUAUUCGAGCAGGGGAAUUCGGCCCUAAGAGCUCUGACGAAUAUGGACAUUUUCAGCAUGCAGGAGAUGUGUGGCUUCGAAACCCUCGUACGAGGCUCGAGUCCAUGGUGUGAUGUAUUCAGCCGCGAAGACUGGGAGAACUUCGAAUACGCCCGCGAUCUCGUGCACUACUAUAGAGCUGGCCCGGGAAACCCGUACGCUGGUGCAAUGGGAUGGCUGUGGCUGAAUGCUACAGCAGGCCUUCUACAGGAAGGGCCAAAAGCUGGACCACUGUUUUUUAGCUUCGUCCACGACGGAGAUAUCGCCCCUUUCCUGGAAGCACUGGAUAUCUUGAAGGAUCCGAAAUAUGACCCCGAACUUCCUGCUACGUACAGGGCGGAUGACCGCGUCUGGCGUACCUCGUCGGUUUUGCCGAUGGGCGGUCGCAUUAUCCUUGAACGCAUUACCUGCUCUUCGAUAGACAGCGAUCGCAAACCUGACGAGGGCACAUUUAUCCGCGUCAACAUCAACGAUAAAAUAGUACCUCUACCAUACUGCAAAACCGGACCUGGACUGUCUUGUCCUUUGGAUGAAUUCAAUGGGCAUGUAGGACGCCGGAACCUGGAGGUUGGCAAUUUUGGCGAGGUCUGCGGUCUUGAUGGGGAUGUUGGGCGAAUAACAUUUUUGAAGCAACAGAAAUCCUAUUAG
Messenger RNA from Aspergillus nidulans FGSC A4, 1554 nucleotides. Its product is annotated as histidine phosphatase family protein. The coding region runs from base 1 to 1554 and encodes 517 amino acids. The transcript has 4 exons. The record is from RefSeq and is a predicted model, not a curated record. Gene Ontology annotation, molecular function: inositol hexakisphosphate 3-phosphatase activity. Lineage: Eukaryota; Fungi; Ascomycota; Eurotiomycetes; Eurotiales; Aspergillaceae.